AUGCGUACUGGUCAGCUCGGCCGCGGUGCCUUUGUUACUGCGAGUCUUGCUAAUGAUGAGCCUCUGAAGCAGCCCACCGUUGACAGCGGGCUCUUUCGGGCCAAGCAGAGGGUAUGGGCGACGUCCCUGCUGGAGCGCGGUUUCGGCACCUUGUUGCAGGGGACGUCCCGCAGUUGGUUCUGGAUGUGGUGUUCCACGUCACGGCUUGCUAUUGCGGCACGGCGCUCCUGGUGUACUAGAAAUGGCGGCCAUUAUGGCACCACCAGUUUGGGAGCGACGACGGGGUGUUGCUGUCUGUAUACAUGCGAGGCAGCUUAA
Messenger RNA from Gaeumannomyces tritici R3-111a-1, 318 nucleotides. RefSeq lists its product as hypothetical. The transcript has a single exon. The coding region runs from base 1 to 318 and encodes 105 amino acids. The record is from RefSeq and is a predicted model, not a curated record. NCBI's taxonomy places the organism in Eukaryota, Fungi, Ascomycota, Sordariomycetes, Magnaporthales, Magnaporthaceae.